This is a messenger RNA of Papilio machaon (common yellow swallowtail), 1373 nucleotides long. It is a transcript of the gene Ldh, whose product is annotated as L-lactate dehydrogenase. NCBI's taxonomy places the organism in Eukaryota, Metazoa, Arthropoda, Insecta, Lepidoptera, Papilionidae. The transcript has 7 exons. Gene Ontology annotation, molecular function: L-lactate dehydrogenase (NAD+) activity. Bases 192 to 1229 code for a protein of 345 amino acids. Gene Ontology annotation, cellular component: cytoplasm. Gene Ontology annotation, biological process: carboxylic acid metabolic process. The record is from RefSeq and is a predicted model, not a curated record.
AUUUAAGAGGACCGGUUCGGUUCUUUCAUUCAGUGCUUGCUUGCGGACACGACACGACGUUACGGUCCGCUCUCCGGCGACGCGACGCUUUAACCAAACCAAACAAUACGCUUACAAUAAUUCGUUGCAUUGUUUAACGCAUCCCUAAUUCUGCGAAGUGAUAUUUUUGUGUUGUUUUUUCCGCGUAGAAGAUGUCCGAAAACGCUGAAAACAAUUGGCUUACAAACGGCAAGAUGGCGACUGUGGAGCGGCUGCUGCACCCGCUGCAUCCGAAGACGGACGACACGGGCAACAAGGUGACCGUGGUGGGCACCGGCCAGGUCGGCAUGGCAGCCGUCUUCUCCAUGCUCACACAGGGCGUGACCAACAACAUCGCGCUGGUGGAUGUGAUGCAGGACAAGCUGCGCGGCGAGAUGCUGGAUCUGCAGCACGGCUGCGCCUUCAUGAAAAACGCCAGGAUAAACGCCAGCACCGAUUACUCUAUAACUGCGGGGUCAAAAGUUUGCGUGGUGACGGCGGGCGUGCGGCAGCGCGAGGGCGAGUCCCGGCUCGACCUCGUGCAGCGCAACACCGACGUGCUUAAGAUCAUCAUCCCUCAGCUGGUGAAGUACAGCCCCGAGGCGGUGUUGAUAAUAGCGAGUAACCCGGUGGACAUUCUGACGUGGGUGACGUGGCGACUGAGCGGAUUGCCGCGCCACCGCGUCCUCGGCUCCGGCACCAACCUGGACUCGGCGCGCUUCCGAUACCUGCUCUCGGAGAAACUGGGCAUCGCGCCCACCUCCUGCCAUGGCUACAUCAUCGGCGAGCACGGCGACAGCAGCGUGGCGGUGUGGUCGGGCGUGAACAUCGCGGGCGUGCGGCUGAGCGACCUGAACCCGCAGAUCGGCGGCGAGCAGGACCCGGAACAGUGGCGGCGCAUGCACCAGCUCGUCGUCGAGAGCGCCUACGAGAUCAUCAAGCUGAAGGGAUACACCUCCUGGGCCAUCGGCCUCUCCGUGUCCCAGCUCGUCGGCGCCGUCCUCUCCAACGCCAACAGCGUGCACCCCGUCUCCACGUACAUCAAGGGCCAGCACGAGGUGCAGCAGGAGGUGUUCCUGUCGUUGCCGUGUGUGUUGGGGCGCGGCGGAGUGGCGGACGUGGUGCGCCAACCUCUCACCGCGGAGGAGCGCGCGCGUCUUCACGCCUCCGCUAAACUAAUGCACGACGUGCAGGCCGGCAUACACUUCUAACUGAUACGAGUAACUCUUCGCGGUCAAGCAUUCGCUACCUCUUUUACGUCUCGCUUUACAAAUUCAUUUUAUAGUUUACAACAAUUCAAUCAUUUCCCAGAUCUACUUACGAAGGUAAUAGAUUAAUAGAGUAUCAUUCUAAAU